This is a messenger RNA of Chelonus insularis, 1653 nucleotides long. RefSeq names its product Decondensation factor 31 (gene Df31). The record is from RefSeq and is a predicted model, not a curated record. The coding region runs from base 139 to 510 and encodes 123 amino acids. NCBI's taxonomy places the organism in Eukaryota, Metazoa, Arthropoda, Insecta, Hymenoptera, Braconidae. The transcript is spliced from 3 exons.
GCUCUGCCAUUUGCGCGUUGGUCGGCAGUCUCAGUAUUUCUCUGGUUCUCGUGCGUGUAGUACGUAAGUAAAAACCUUAAGGAUUUUCAAGUGAUUCAUUAAUUCAAGUGCUUCCUAAGUAAUUAAACUACAAUCACCAUGGCUGAUGUUGAUUCAAAAGAAACCAAAGUUGUUGCCUCUCCAGAGAAGAAAGUAGUGGAGGAGGAAAAGAAAGAGGUCGAGGAGGUUGAUGAAGACUCCAGAGCAUCUGAAAAUGGUGAUGCAAAAGAAGCUAAAGAAAAUGGAUCCACAGAGGAAAAAGAAACUGAAGAUGAAAAAGAAGUUGAAUCUACAGAAAAUGGAGACUCCACAGAUGCACCAGCUGAUGCCUGUUGCAUAAAAAGGAAAUCCACUUCUGGGCUUGAAGUAAGUGCGGACGCAGCUGACGGUGUAACUCCUGAAAAGAAAGCAAAAGUUGAAGAUAAACCCGUCGAAGCCGAAAGCAAUGGCGAAGCAAAAGCUGCGGCCUAAUAUAUAAAUAAAUCUAUAUCACUUAUUAUUAUUAUUUCAUCUUUACACCGUAAUUCAUGGACAUUAUCACCAUCUAAGCGUGAAUAUCGAUUAAAACAGAAUCAUCAGUGUGAAGUAGGAGAUGGCGGGAGAAGAAAGGACAUCAGUAGCAUUUUCUGAUAAAUAUUCUUUUCAAUCAGCAUUUUCGUACUUAAUGUGAAAGAGUGUAUAAUUAUUAUUAUAUGUGGAUCAACUUUUUAAUUAAGAGAAAUAGUGUUAUUAUAAUGACCCACCUGUAUAUGUAUUAUAAUGAUUACUCUCAACUUUCGUCCUCUCCUACAUAAGAAGAAUCCAUGCACAUUUACCUGUUUUAUUGUUACAAUAAGAGACGCGGAUAAUGUUAUAAGUAAUCUAUAUUUGUAAAUCGGAGAGAUUUUGAUGCGGUGCUGUGAAAGAGAUCCGAUUUUUGCUAAAGUUGCCGGAAAAUAAUAAGAUAACAUAUUUAAAGAUUAAAUUAAACGGCAUUGAUGGCAAAGAAACUUAUUUUUCUGUGAACUUAAUACAUUCCUGUAUUACGAUUUGGCAACACAAACCAAAUAUCUAUCAGUAAAAACUGUUUAAAGCAUAAUAUUCGUGCAUCGCUGAUUUUCAAAAAAUUGUUUCAAUCUUAAAAGAUUCUCAGAUACAUGUCAAUUCACCGUAGAAUUUUUUAUCUAUUUAUCAUUGCAGUAAUACGUGCUCAUACUAAUGUCCAAUAACAUUCUACGGUGUAUUGAUUAUUAAUGAAAAAUCUUUAAAUCUCAAGUGAAGUCUUGAGACAAUUAGUAGUUUGUCGUAUUUCGAUGUGGAAUGUGUAGGUUCAAAUUCUUAGACAAUUUGAAAAGAAUUAAAGUAAAAUAAGAAAAAAAAUAUUUCAUUAUUCAUACAUUUAAGUUUCUCUUCCGAUUAUAGUUUUUUUUUUCUUUUUAUUUAUUAAUUAUUCAGUAUAAACUGACUUUUCAUGAACGAAAUUUUGAUUUUUAUAUUUAGAACAUAACAGUGCAAUGUGCAGCUAAUAUUAUUUGAAUACAGACUUGAUAUUUUUGACUUGUAACAGCGAUGAGACAAAUGUUAUAAUAUCACAGGACAUAAAAAUGUGUAAUAAAAAUACCUUAUAAAUUUGAA